Molecule: messenger RNA, 1026 nt
Organism: Helianthus annuus (common sunflower)
Lineage: Eukaryota; Viridiplantae; Streptophyta; Magnoliopsida; Asterales; Asteraceae
Exons: 2
Coding region: 1-1026 (341 amino acids)
Molecular function (GO): zinc ion binding; nucleic acid binding
Source: RefSeq, a predicted model, not a curated record
AUGUCGAACCUUGCAAAGCUUGAGUUUAUGGCCUUAGACAUCACUGGAAAAAAUUAUUUGUCAUGGGCUUUGGAUGCUGAAAUCCAUGCCAAUAACCUUGGGGACACAAUUAAAGAAGGAAAUAAAACAAGUACCCAAGAUAAAGCAAAGGCGAUGAUUUUCUUACGCCACCAUAUUCAUGAGUCAUUGAAAAAUGAAUAUCUCACUAUCAAAGAUCCACUCGUCCUAUGGACCAAUUUAAAAGAAAGAUAUGACCAUCAGAAAACAGUAAUAUUACCAAGAGCUCGUUAUGAAUGGAUUAAUUUAAGGUUGCAAGACUUUAAGUCUAUAAGUGAGUAUAACUCAGCAAUGUUUAGAAUCACGUCACAAUUGAUUCUAUGUGGUGAAAAUAUUACUGAUAAGGAGAUGUUGGAAAAAACAUUCUCCACCUUUCACGCCUCAAACAUUGUCUUGCAACAACAAUAUCGUGAAAGGGGCUUCACCAAAUACAGUGACUUAAUAUCAUGUUUGCUUGUGGCUGAGCAAAAUAAUGAGCUACUAAUGAAAAACCAUGAAACUCGUCCGGUUCCCCGUUCCCAGAAUCGUGGUCGUGGUCAUGGACGUGGUCGUGGACGUGCAUAUGGUCGGGGGAAUUAUCAUGGUGUUCAAUUCAAAAAUAGAAGAACCCACCAGAAGUUGCAUGAUAAUGAAAAGAAAUCCAAUGAUGAAAGAGGUAAAAAGAAAAGUGGAACCUCAUCUAAUGCAUGCUAUCGAUGUGGUGGUAACAACCACUGGGCUGGUACAUGUCGUACAGCCAGACACUUAGUAGAGCUUUACCAACAAUCUAUAAAAGACAAACAAAAAGGAAUAGAGACAAAUUUCACAUAUGAAGAUGGAAAUGUUGAUGUCCCAAGUGGUGAAAAGGACCAUUGUAAUGCAACUAAUCUGGAUUAUGAUGAUUUCCUUAUCGAGCAAGCCAAUUUGGAUUCUGGUGAUAUCAUGGCUGAUACAAACCAGUUGGAUGCUUGCAAUUUUCCCUAUGCAUGA